AGUGGCCUCACCACUUGUCGUCCUAUCAACAACAAAAUAUCCCCUUCCUUCUGUACACCUCACACUGUUCACGAAUCUAACCCGCCUUGGGUCGCUGGAUAAGCUGCGCAAUAGGACAGUGUGGUUUCGAAACAUCCGUGUCGCCUCUAUCGCACACCCAUGCCUGCCUCCCUAGUUAGCACGACGCCCCCCAGCUUCAAUUAGCAUCGCCGCUGCGUAGGUCACGAUGCACCUACCGUCGCGGGCGUUGUCGCUUGCGGUGUUGCUCGCGUUGCCCGCCGCCGUUCGCGCCGUCUUCAAAGACGAGGUCGGCCACAUCGACUACCACCACGAGCUCCUCGGUGUGCCCCAGCGCGAAACUACAUUCUUCCACCGCCCCCGGCCCCAGGACAAGGCGAGCCUCCUCUACACCCUCAGCGACCUCGGCGUCCUCGGCGCCGUCAAUCCCGGCAAUGGCGCCAUCGUGUGGCGCCGGCUGCUGGACGGGAACAUAACUGAUGGAGGAGGGCACUUGCGUGCCGGCGACGACGAGACCUGGCUGGCCAGCGCCCUGGGUGGCUCCGUGCAUACGUGGGACGCCAUCAGCGGCCGCAACGUCUGGUCCCUCGAGUUCGACGGUGUCGUCAAGGACCUCGAGAUCAUGGAGAUGACCGAGAGCAACCGCAAGGAUGUCCUGGCGCUGCACGAGGAGGAUGGCGCGACGGUGGCACGGAGGAUACACGGCAAGGAAGGACACGUGGUGUGGGAGUUUCGCGAGCUCAAUAACGACCUACCCCUACAGGUGAGCACCAACGUGGAGAAGGUGUUCGUCGUUACCCUACACGGCUCGCUGUCGUCCUACAACCUCAAGGUUCUGGUCCUCGACACCCUCACCGGCAAGAAACUCGACGAGAUCAUCGUCGGGACGAAAAGCGAAGUGCAGAAGCCGGCAGACGUCAUGUUCGUCGGCGCCAACUCGGCUGCCCCUGUCGUCGCUUGGACCGACAACGCCCUGACUAAGCUAAAAGUUUCCGUCCUCGGCUCGAAGACGAGGCAGGAGUUCUCUCUCGUGGCUGGUGCGGCCAGCGUGGAGAUCCACGCACCACACACCAUCCAGUCGGUGCCGCAUUUCCUCGUGCACACCCGAACCAAGUCGGGAAGCAAGGCGGAUGUGUUCCACGUCGACAUGAAGAAUGGCGCCAUUAGUAAGGCCUACGAGCUACCAUUGCUUGAGGGAGCGAAUGCAUUCUCGACGAGUUCAUCUGCUGCCAACGUCUACUUCACCCGGGUCACGGCCGACGAGGUCAUAGUCACCUCAUCAAGCUCCCACGGCAUCCUCGGCCGUUGGCCUGUUAAAGGAGGGGCCAAUAAACGGAACGCGAUACACGGUGUCUCCGACGUCAUUAAGAAAUCCGACGAUACUUACGCCGUCAGAUCAGCUAUUGUCACGGACGACGACGACUGGGUUCAGAUUGUCAACGGAGAUGUGGCUUGGGCUCGAACCGAAGGCUUGAGCGGCGCCGUCGCUACUGCUUGGGCGGAAAUUCCCGAGUCGGAGGAUCUAGCAAGGACAUUAGAGGCUGAGGCACACAGCAAUCCCCUUUCUGCCUUCAUUCACCGGUUUAAACGUCACAUUGACGAGCUUCAAUACCUACCGGCGUACCUAGAGACAGUUUCCAAACGCCUCGUCGCCAGCCUGCUCGGGACAGAUAUCUCAGGAGCGAGCGAUGUGCUUUCUCGAGAUAGUUUCGGCUUUAAUAAGCUCGUCGUUCUGGCGACGAAGCGUGGUAAGCUUUACGGCCUUGACGUCGGCAACCACGGUAGGAUUGUCUGGUCCAAGUCAGCGAGCGAAAUCCCGUCCAGCAAGCACUGGGACGUAGUAGCCAUCUAUGCCGAUGAUGCGAAGGGACAGGUGACCGUCCUAGGAGCCAAUGGCGAGGUUAUAACCGUUAGUCCAGACACCGGCGAAGUUGUCGAAGCGGUACCGUCCGGUUCACUUCCGCGGGUAGAGAGCGCGGUUGUGGUGGACAGCGAUGCCGGUCCCUGGCUGCUACCCGUCGGUGAGUCCGGCAGGAUUGGCCAAAUACCAAGUUCGCACGCCCCCAAGCAGACUAUCGUCACGCGAACUAGUGACGGCCGAGUUAGGGGUGUAAAAUUUGUGGUCGACGGCGAGAAAACCACGCAAUUGGAGACAUGGUCCUUCUCUCCGCCUACGGGGCAGAAGAUUGUCGAGGUAGCGAGUCGACCCCAGCACGACCCAAUUGCCUCGAUAGGUCGAGUCCUCGGUGACCGCACCGUCAAGUACAAAUACCUAAAUCCCAACACCUUAGUUGUCGCGGCGGUUGACGAACAAGAGAACUCUCUCUCCGUCUAUCUCCUGGAUACGGUAUCCGGGCAGGUCCUGACCUCGUCAAUCUACGAAGGAGUCGACUCAACCAAGGACAUCUCCUGUGCCAUAGCCGAGAAUUGGUUCCUAUGCUCAUUCUUCGGCCAGUACCAGCUACGAGAAGCGGAGUCACAGAGCCUCAGGGGCUACCAGGUCGUCGUCUCGGACUUGUACGAGUCAGACGUAGCGAACGACCGCGGGGCGCUUAGCGACGCGGCCAACUUUUCGUCUCUCGACCCGGUCGACGUGCCCACGAGGCCGUACCUGCCGUCGGUGACCUCGAAGGUAUUCGUGAUAUCGGAGCCGGCGCGGUCGCUAGCUGUGACGAAGACGCGGCAGGGGAUCGCAGCGCGGCAGGUGCUCGCCUACCUACCUGAAACGCAGUCGAUCGUGGGAAUCGCGCGCACGGCGCUCGAGCCGCGGCGGCCCGUCGGCCGUGACCCGACGCCGGCAGAGGUCGAGGAAGGGCUCACCCGGUACGCGGCGGCGCUCGAGCUCGACCCCCGGGCGCGCCCGUCGCACUACCGCGAGGUCCUCGGUGUCCGAGGCAUCGCGACGACGCCGGCCACGCUCGAGAGCACCUGCCUCGUGCUCGCGUACGGCAUCGACGUGUUCGGGACCCGCGUCGCGCCCAGCCUCACGUUCGACGCGCUCGGCCAGGGCUUCAACAAACCGGCGCUCGUGGGCACGGUGCUCGCGCUCGUCGCUGGAGUAGGAGUGCUGAGUCCUAUGGUCAGGAAGAAGCAGAUUAACCUGCGCUGGCAGGCGUAAGUAGACCAGACGCGUAAGCAGAACAGCCUGGGUUAUGAGGGACGAGCAAAAUACGGGGCAAACAGCGGAGAGGCAAGGGAACGGGAAAAUAGGUUUAGUCACGCCAAAGGGAGAGGGGCCGGUAGCAGCUGAGAAAGGGGCACGCGGUAAUGAUGACGAGAGCGGUGUGUACAGUAACAUGCAUGCGUAUACGGGCACAUCUACAAGACGCCCACCUACCUACCUACUUACUAGUGCUUCGCGGGUACGGCACGGCAGCAUCUAGACGGACGGGCGGGACUAGUGAGGGUUCGAGGAGAAUACAUGAUCUUGCUACUUGC
Durotheca rogersii is the source of this 3456-nucleotide messenger RNA. Its product is annotated as DUF1620-domain-containing protein. Lineage: Eukaryota; Fungi; Ascomycota; Sordariomycetes; Xylariales; Xylariaceae. The transcript is spliced from 2 exons. The record is from RefSeq and is a predicted model, not a curated record. Gene Ontology annotation, biological process: protein folding in endoplasmic reticulum. Gene Ontology annotation, molecular function: protein binding. Bases 227 to 3136 code for a protein of 969 amino acids. Gene Ontology annotation, cellular component: EMC complex.